AUUUAAUGGAUUAUUAUUCAGGUCCUGAGUUUAUGCUUGAAUUACCUUAAAAAAAAUGUAAGGUAUGUGGCAAAGGAAUGAAAGAAGGAAUAUGUUUGCCUAGAAGAAAAUGGGCAGGAAUAUGUUUCAUUAUACUUGCAGUAUUGUGCAUAAUUGUUGAAAUAUUUCUUCAUUAAUAUGUUAUUGGCAUAAUUUUUGGAUGUAUAUUAGGAUUAUUUUGCCUUAUAUUUCUAAAAGAAACCAUAAGCCCAUCACAUUAUGAUGGAGAUUUUAACGAGAAUGAACGAGAGAAUGAGAAUGAACGAGAGAAUUAUAAUGAACGGAUACUCCGAAGAGAAUGA
This is a messenger RNA of Paramecium sonneborni, 341 nucleotides long. Lineage: Eukaryota; Ciliophora; Oligohymenophorea; Peniculida; Parameciidae. The record is from the annotation of a GenBank genome assembly.